GACAAACACAAUCUCAUUCCCCCAUUGUGCUGCAAUAAUGAAAAUCAACAGUGUCCAGUGAAAAUGAACUUAAUCUGUCACCAUCUCGAGAAUCCUCGAUAUUUUCAAACACAUUCCACAACUAGAAAAUUUCCCACCCUAAUUAAUGUUACUUCAUUACUUUUCAAAUCACUAGUUACUAGUAUUAAUUAAUUACUCUUACUAUCAUUGGCUAAUAGCAAAGAGUUUCAAUUUAUAUAUAUAUAUAAUAUAUAUAUUUUUAAAUUUUCAAUACCCAGAAUCACAUUCUUCUUCUCAGGUCAAUAUUGGGAUUUAAGGAUUCGUUCUGGUUGAGGAGGGCAAAGUAAAAGUUUGCUAAAGCUAAACAUUUGUUUACUACCUUUUCAUUCUUCAGAAUAGGUUGAUUUUGUUGAGAAAAAUUUGAUCUUUUUCAAUGGGCACGGAUGAAAGUGAUAGAAUGGUCGGGGGUUCAUCUUCUAUACCAGAAAGCGACAGCAUGGUUCAAGGUUCGGAGCAGGAGAUGGAUCAUAGAGAAGUUCCUGGUGGGGUUCCUGAGAGGGGGGUUGGGAUUUCUUGCAUUGAAAACCGAGGGUUGGGUGGUGAUAGGGUUGUUGAGGAGUUCAAGAGUGUUAGUAGCAGUAGUAGUGUCUUGGAGACCAAGGCUUCGGUUAUGAGUGAAAAUGAUGAUCAAGAUUUGGCUGAUUCUGACACGCAAAGGCUAUCCACUUGGUUAAAAAUGUCAGAAAGCGAGAUGGAUAUGGUGUUUUCUAAUGAUGGUGAUAUGAAGUUGCAUUAUGAUGAUUAUACAUCUGAGAAGUUGGACUGUAUGUUUGAUUCUGAGAGUCGAGAGACAGAGGCUGCAGUUAUGAGUGUGGAUGGUUCUCUAGGGGAUGGUGGAGAAGCCGGGAGAAAUGGAGGGAAUAGUGGUAAGGAAAGGAAGUGUGAAGAUUGUGAUGGGGUUGUUAUGGCUAUUGCUUCUGGUAAUGAAGUAGCAGAAGCUUCUGGCUUGAAUGUGGAUGGUUUGGGAGGGUUUGAUGCGGAAGAUAAAAAAGAUGGGGGAGAUGGUGAACAUUUUGAUGGGGAUGUUGCAACUAUUGCUUCUGAGUGUAUAGUAGAAGAAGCUGCUGUUCUGAGUUUGGGUGGUUCCGUAGAGGUUCUUGGGGAAGAUGGCGGAGAUGGAGGGAAGAUUGAAGAGGAAGGAAAUGGUGCAGAUUGUGGUGGGGAUGCUGUUACUAUAGAUUCUGAAAGUGGGGUGGCAGCGGUUGAUGUGAUUGUGGAUAGUUCAUUGAGGGUUGCUGGGGAAGACAUAAGAUAUGGGGGGAAACAUGAAGGUUGUGAUGGAAACCUUGCCACUAUUGUUUCUGAGUGUAUAGAAGCGGAAGCUGCUGUUCUGAGUUUGGAUGGUUUGGUAGGGGAUGAAAGGAAAAGUGAAGAGAAGAGAGAAGAUGCAGUUUGUGAUGGGGAUGGUGUGACUAUUGCCUCUGAGAGGAGACUAGCAGAAGCUGUUGAUUUGAGUAUGGGAAGUUCAGUAGAAGUUGGUGUGGGAAACAUGAAGGCUGGGGGAAAAGAUGAAGUUUGUCAUGAGAACAUUGCAACUGUUGCUUCUGAGGUUUUAUUAGCAGAAGCUGCUGUUCUGAGUUUGGAUGGUUCAGUAGGAAAUAGUGUGGAAGACGGUGGAGAUGAAGGAAAAAGUGAAAAGGAAGGAAAUAAUGGAGAAUGUGAUGGUAAUGUUGUGACUGUUGCUUCUGAGAGUGAAGUAGCAGAAGCUGUUGAUUUAAGUGUGGAUGUUUCGGUAGGGGUUGAUGGAGAAGUUGGGCGAGAUGGUGGAAAAAGUGAAGAUGAAACACAAAAUGAAGGUUGUGAUGGGAGCACUGUGAUUAUUGGUUUUGAAAAUAGAGUAGCAGAAGCUGCUGACGUGAGUUUGGAUGGUUCAGUAGAUGUUUCUGGGGAAGUCGAAGGAGAUGGAGCAAAAAAUGAAGAGGAAGGGAAAUUUGAAGGUUGUGAUGGUGAUAUUGUGACUAUUUCUUCUGAUAGUGGAUUAGUUGAAGUUGCUGAUUUGAGUGUUGAUGGUUCAAUAGAGGUUGAUGGGAGAGAUGGGGGGCAAAAUGAAGAAGGAAAAACUGAAGCUUGUGAUGCUUCAAUUGAACCUGCUGAGUUACUCUCUAAUGUCAAACAGAUUGCAAAAUUCACCGAUCAUUCUAGUACUCCUGAUCUUGAGUUAUUGAAAGCUCAGCUUUCUGCAUUUUAUCAUGCAAAAGGGGGUUACAAAUUACCUGAUUAUGUGGAUCCCCAGCCAAUUCCUGGAGUAGAUGAAGCAGUCGCUGUAGGUCACGGUAAAAGUAUCGUGGAAGCACCGGUCCAAGGGCCAGUUGAAGAGGAUUGCUUUGGCUUGCCAGCAAGCCCGGAGUUUGAUGAACUGGGUCAUGUUGUGGGGGUUUUGGGGAACAUCUCGAACCAUAAAAGAAAAAAGAAAAGCAUAGCCGAAAUUAUGGGGGAAGACAGAGAUGUUCUUUCAGGAAAUAGGGAGGGGAAUGCAGCUGAGGAAAUGGUGAAUGCAAUUGAGUCAAAUGGUGGAAAGAAGCGAAAAGGUGGUGAGGAUGGAACUGCAUCUAAACCUGUUCAUAAGAAGAAGCAGUUGCUUCUUGAUCUUGACACUGAUGAAGAUGUGUUAGGUGCUGAAAAUGAUGGUGGCGAUGGGGGCAAGGAAACUGAUGAAGGGAAAAGCGAAGAACGAAAUGAGAAGGGUUAUUUGUCCAGAGAAAGGAAGAAAAGCAAGUACUUGUCCCCUCCUUUUACUACUUCAUCUAGGGGGCACAUGGAGGGAUAUAUUGAAACAAAAUCCCUUAAAGUAUCAAGGGAAGCAAAAGUAUCUCAGAGAAUAGCAGGAGCUGCUGACCUGCAUGCUCUUCCAGUUUAUAAGGGGAGGUUUUUUGAUAGUUCAAAUUAUCAAAUUGAAGAUGAUGGGGAGAAGAUUAUUGAUCCAGAUAAAGUCCAGGCUCCUGUGGAGGAAGUUCUGUCCCAAGUCAGAAAUGCAGCUAUUAGUCCACAAAUUCGCAGGCAAGGCACUUCUCUUGAUCAAUUUGUGGACUUUACUUAUGCCUUCAGAAGUUCCAUGUAUUGCGAAGGAUUGCUAAACAAUGUAUACGAGAAAAGUCAACCUGGAAGGAAGAGAAAGAAUCCAGAAUCUGGACAUGGAAUGUUGGAAGAUGCGAGUCACUCAUCACCAAAACAAAAUUCUGGACCAAAGAGGAGAAGAAAGGAAGCAGGUCCAGGCAUGGCAAAAUCAAAGAAGGGAACUGAUCAAAAUGCUGCAGGUGCUGUUCUUAUUGUUUCAUUUUGGCCAGGAUCUACUCUGCCUUCUAGAUCUGAUCUUAUCUCGGUGUAUGGUAAGUUUGGAGCUCUGCAUGAAGCUGAAACAGAUAUGUUCCGCGCCAAUUUCACAGCUAGAGUGUCCUUCUUAAGAACUUCUGAUGCACAUGAUGCCUUGAACCAUUCACUAAACAACAACCCUUUUGGAUCUUCUGAGGUCACUUUUCAGCUUCAGUAUUUGUCUGAUGGAUCCAAGUCUGAAGAAUAUGGUGAAAGAUCAAAGCACAAACCUUUGCCAGGUGCCACACCAUUGUCACAGGGUAGUGAAGCAUCCAAAUUGGUCUUCAUUCAGCAGAAGCUUCGAGGUCUGACCUUGAUACUAGAUGCAUCUGGUGGUGGCAAAUCUCCUGAUAUGAUGGCAAAACUACAGAGUGAGAUGAAAGCUCUCUUGGAGGAUGUUAACAAGAUGGUCGAAGGUCCUUUGGUCUAGAUGAACACAAGGAAGACUAGUCAUUAUGUUGCAAUGAUUAGGGUAGGUUUAGUGAUAAUAUGCCCUUUUUGUGUUCUGUCGUAAUCCGGGGCUCUUUUUAUUUGACUUUUUGGCUUAUCUUUAAUUUUGAUAAAGUUGGUCGGUAUAGUUUAAUUAUUUAAGGUACUUGUUCAGGAUAUGAAUUCGUUGCAUGCAAACUUAUAUAGAUUUCAACAUCUUUAGAUUUUUCAAUCUCAUGGUAGUAAUAUGCAAACAACUU
Molecule: messenger RNA, 4058 nt
Organism: Cajanus cajan (pigeon pea)
Lineage: Eukaryota; Viridiplantae; Streptophyta; Magnoliopsida; Fabales; Fabaceae
Source: RefSeq, a predicted model, not a curated record